UUUCUACUUCGGCAACCACUGUCAGUUUACGUCUGUUUUGUCGUGAAAGGCUUGACUAAUUUUCGAGUUAUUGAGAAUUGUUGCGUUUUUGGAGAUUAAGUUCCUCUCGAGAUUUUUUGCCUCAAAAACGUACAAUUAAUCUUAUCAAUUUAUAAGUUCUGUUGAGUUGUAUUGAAAUAAGAACCAAUCAUGGCGAAAAUGGCGUUUCAGCACCAGGCGGGCACCGCUAUGGAAUGCUUGAGUAUUCCAAUAACUCUACAUAAAGAGAAAGACUUGGAUGAAGAAGGUCGAGAGGUAUUGAAAUGUGGCUUCAAGAUAGGAGGUGGCAUCGAUCAGGAUUUUAAAAAAAGUCCACAGGGAUAUACAGAUUAUGGCAUUUAUGUUACCGAAGUACACGAGGGCAGCCCAGCGGCGAAAUCCGGUUUGCGAAUGCAUGAUAAAAUACUCCAAUGUAACGGAUACGAUUUUACAAUGGUUACGCACAAAAAGGCAGUAAGUUAUAUUAGAAAAAAUCCCGUUCUGAACCUUCUUGUGGCACGGAAGGGAGUAACUUCCACCUAAGCUAAACACACCAUAUGGAGAAACAUCAGUUAUUGUUAUCAUAGGUAUUUAAUCAUAUUCUUUUGUAUAACAGAAGUUUUUUUACGCGAGGUAUUUACAAACAAGAUCAUAACAAGCCACUAAGUUUAAGUGAAGUAAGCACGCCACGAAAAGCAUUUGCGGUGACAGGAAUUCAUAGAAUGCUGCCACAAACCAUCCGUUUUUUACGUUUAGAUUUAAAACAAAUGAUGCAAACACCAUUCGGAUAAACAAUUUUACAGUCUGCUUUUAGUGUUUAUAUCGCGUUACUUGUUGAAAUGGAAUAUACUUUUGCAUUUUCAAAAUAGUUAUUGCGUUAGGUGAAAGAGCGUAUCGAAAACGUGGUUAAUGGUCUUUUUGACAUUUUUCCUAUCAUCUGAUGAAAUAGAUUCCUAGGGACUGAAAAUAUAUAAUAGCAUUCCAAAUAGGUAAAAACAGUGAAACAUUGAAGAUGUACCAUUCCAUACGGGCAAAAAACAUAAUAUUUUCUCUAUAAAACGUAUUUUGAGAUUUUGUUCAGCAAAAAUCGAGAUUUGUACUUUAUAAAGCACAGUUUCUAGUCAUUUGCAAUUUUGUAAUUUAUUGAUAGUUUCCACGAAGCACGCAUCGAUUCUAAAUUGUCCUAAUAAUGUUGAACUAAUGCCAUAUGAAUAUAUUUUCAACCCCUUGUGAGCUAUUUUAUCGAAACAUGAUACGAAAAAAAAGCGAGAACAAUAUUAUUACUACCAAAUUGGAGAAUAGGAUGAUAUGGCUGCUUCUUGGCGUAUUCCUUCCCUCGUCGUGUGUGUGACACAUUUAAAGUAGUUAAGACAUCUAUAUUUGAUACUUUAUUUAGUUUUAUAGCGAAUCGCAAAUAAAUGCAUGCCAAAGUACAAA
Toxorhynchites rutilus septentrionalis is the source of this 1455-nucleotide messenger RNA. Its product is annotated as tax1-binding protein 3 homolog. The transcript is spliced from 3 exons. Gene Ontology annotation, molecular function: protein binding. The record is from RefSeq and is a predicted model, not a curated record. Bases 190 to 561 code for a protein of 123 amino acids. Lineage: Eukaryota; Metazoa; Arthropoda; Insecta; Diptera; Culicidae.